Epinephelus lanceolatus (giant grouper) is the source of this 4189-nucleotide messenger RNA. RefSeq names its product hyaluronidase 2b (gene hyal2b). Gene Ontology annotation, cellular component: cytoplasmic vesicle. Lineage: Eukaryota; Metazoa; Chordata; Actinopteri; Perciformes; Serranidae. Gene Ontology annotation, biological process: carbohydrate metabolic process; hyaluronan catabolic process. Gene Ontology annotation, molecular function: hyalurononglucosaminidase activity; hyaluronoglucuronidase activity. The record is from RefSeq and is a predicted model, not a curated record.
CCUGCCGUGAUUCCAGCUACUAGCUUAGCUGGCAGUUUUGUGAAUCAUCAACAUGGACUAAACGCACUCCGACUGUUAUCUUUCACAUGGCAGGGCGGUGGAAAAGCAAUUUAUGUGACGGUUACAUGAGUGGAAUAAGCCCCCGUCCUCAGCUUCACCACAACAGGUCAGACUGGAAAAAGAGAAGAGAAGGCAAGCUGUGAACAUGGAAGCUGUAUUUCCCUCUCUCCUCCUCACAGCUGGCCAGCUGCCCUGGUUGCUCCUGACUCUGUUAACAUCGUGGACAGUCUUGUGUUCAGCAGAUAUAAAGCAGACAAGAUGGCCAUUAUAUUCCCAGAAGCCAGUUCUUCUUGCGUGGAAUGCCCCAACACAGGAGUGUGCCCCGCGGCAUGGCGUUACUUUAUCUCUGGAUCAGUUUGACAUUGUGGCAUCUCCCAAUGAGGGCUUUGUCCGACAGAACCUCACAAUUUUCUAUAAGGAGCGCCUUGGGUUGUAUCCCUAUUAUGAGCGAGGUGGCACUGCAGUGAACGGAGGCCUUCCACAGCUUGCCAGCCUCACUCAACAUUAUGACAAGAUGCCUGAAGGUUUGCAGAAAUACAUACGUGAGCCAGACGCAAAAGGUUUGGCUGUGAUUGACUGGGAGGAGUGGCGCCCACUGUGGAUCCGAAACUGGGAUAUUAAAGAUAUCUAUCGAAAUAAAUCCCGUGAAAUGGUGGCCAAAAAGAACCCCAAGUGGACCCCAGAACAAGUGGGGAAAGUUGCGCAGCAGGAAUUUGAGCUGUCAGCUCGCAAAUUUAUGCUGGAAACUCUGAAAUUUGCCAAGAAUUUGAGGCCCAAUCAACUGUGGGGCUUCUACCUGUUUCCGGAUUGUUACAACCACGACUACAGGAAUGGCCUGGAGAACUACACAGGCCGCUGUCCUGCUGUGGAGACGGGCCGCAAUGAUCAACUCAACUGGCUGUGGAAGGAGUGUACAGCGUUGUUCCCGUCUAUAUACAUAGGUUCUGUACUAGGUUCUACAAAUUAUGGACGUCUCUUUGUCCGAAACAGGGUAAAGGAAGCGAUGCGCCUGGCGUCUGUUGGGGAUGGAUUGGCACGACCUGUUUUUGUUUAUACCCGCCCUACUUACAUGAAUCAGGUGACCCUCCUAACUCAGACUGAUCUGGUUUCCACCAUUGGUGAGAGUGUUGCACUUGGAGCUGCAGGUGUAAUCUUCUGGGGGGACACCUCCUAUGCAAGCAGCAGUGCCAACUGCUCUAUGCUGAAUAAGUAUCUACAGGGAGAGCUGGGCCGGUACCUCCUCAAUGUGUCCACAGCAGCAGAACAGUGCAGUAAGGUGGUGUGCAAAUCUCACGGCCGCUGUCAGCGCAAAAUAUCAGACAAUGACGUGUACCUGCAUCUUAGCACCUCAACACACAGCAUCACCAGUCAGGGUGGCCAGCUGAAGGUUACAGGCUCGCCCGGCCAGGCCGAGCUGGCUCUUUUCCGCACACACUUCCAGUGCCAAUGCUACAGUGGGUACAGGGGUGAGGCCUGUUCUCAGAAAGAAAAAGGCCAGAAUAGAGCCUCCUCUGUCUUCGGGACCUGGCCUCUUUGCUUUUUACUCCCACUAGGACUCCUCACUCUGCUACACUGAGGAAACUGAGAAGCCCAAACUAUUCACUGCUUCUGCCAGAACUGAAAAGGACAGCUCAGACUUUGCAACAUAAAGGGGGUAAGUUACUGUGCACCAGUGGUGAUGCUGCAUUGACAACAGCAGACAAUCAGUCCUGUCUUCAGAGAUCUCCCAGUAUGGGAGAUUUUUUUUAUCCCAGCACGCAGCAUUGGCAGAGCUCCAACCUCAGUACUAAUGUCCGUCCAUCAGUGUUGCAGCUGGUCAUUAACGUCUGUCAAAUUAUGUCAAAAAUCAGAUUUCUUCAAGGCGUCUGUCAUGCUCCAUGCUGACCCUGACCUCCAGAUGAGGGAUACUCUUUACCAUCACUACACUUUGAAUGGGACUACAGUGUAAUUAUGGGACUGUUCCCACAGAGGAUAAAAUGCCUCACAAGAAAAGGACUGCUUAACCUAAAAGUUGUUUUUUAAUGAUUAUUUAUCAUGUUUUUAUUAAUGGAACAACAUGAGGCUGAAACAAAAAGUGGAAGAAAGGUACAUUUAAAGCUCAGCGACAUCCGGCAUUGACUGUAAUAUUCUACAUUUACACGAUGCUGCCUAUUUUAGACUUUGUAGUUGGUGUCCGUUGAUGCAUUAAGCCAUUAAGUGUUAGCCUUAUGAAAUGUAAAUAGCUAAUUAUGCCAGACGGUGAUAAAUUAUGAGAAACUGAGUCUGAAAGAUAAUUUGGCUUCUAGAAACAACACGGCUGGACCUGCCUGUUUCAGUUCAAAACUGUGCCUUAACUGGAUGAUGAAGUGCUCUUUUUUUUAUGGUUGCCUUUGUUUACAAGUUGUGAUUAUUGAGGUUUUUACAGCAGUGUUUAUCUCGGCCCUCUGCUGGCCACAGUGCUUUACUUAUACAGUGCUUUAUGAACUACACAUGCCUGCCAGUUUUCUUUAAAUUAACAAGGACAAUGUAUUUAUGAAGGAAAGAGCGGACAGACCUGAAAAGACAGAAAAGAAAAUAUAAAUGUUACUAUUUACUUGCGAAUGGUGUCCUCUAAUUUAACUGGGUAUCACUGUGAAACUGAUUUUCGUAACAAAAGAAGUUACAUUUCAGCAUUCAGGUCAUACAACCUUUGCCAAAUUUGUUUUAUGGAAACAGACAGAUACCAGGAGUAUCUAACGCUACGCAGUUUGAGUCCAGCCGCUCAUUGUCAAUAUAACAGGGUUCCCACAGAUCCAUGAACACUCUUAAAAAGUAUUCAAUUCAUAGAAUAGAAAGAACUUUAUUUAUCCCAAAGGGAAAUUCAGCUGUCCAGCAGCUCAUAAAAGACAAAAGACAACAUAAAAUACAUUAGAAUAAAUGCAUAAAUAGAGAUUAAAUUAAAAUAAAAUUGUCCAUUGCACAGUCCAGUCCAGUUGUGAAAAAUUGUUAGAAUGUGUGUGUGACUGGAUUCAGGACGUAUUAACCAGUCUUUUUGCCGUGGGGACGACUUAAAAUAAGGCCUUAACUGGUGUUAAAAUGUCUUAAAUCAAUCUUUCAAAAAUAGCAAAACUGCUAAGACAUGGGAAGUAGGAUUUUAUCGGUGCAGGGCAUUACAUACGAGGCUCGGUGUAUCACGAUGGGAACUAACAUAGUGGAAUAUUACGUGCAGUGUGACAAAAAAUUGCAAAGUAAACUCGGCAACAAAUGCCAAGUAUUUCCCAGUUGUGUUUUAUCUUCGUCUUAAAAGUCCUAAAUCUAACUCUUUCCUUAUGCUGUCAGAGCUCUGUCCGAGCUGGUUCCAGAUAUACUGGUGUUGGCGUAUCUGUCGGCUGAUAAAUAUCAAAAAAUUGUACUUCAAAAAUGCCAAAAAUAUGUUUAUUCUUUUCUACAUAUUUAUAAGUACAUGUCUUGGCCACAGUUCUUUAAUAACCAAGUGAUUAUGUUUCUAUUUGUGUAUUAAAAAAAGUAUUUGACUUAAAUGUCAACAUCAGCCUCAGAAAUCCAGUGUCGCUCCGGCUCUAUACACAGUAAUCAGUCUUGUGUUUUUAAUGUGUAGUUUGACUCGCUUGCAGAUCAGCUUGUGUGGGGGUUCCUGCCAGUGACACUGUCGAUAGUAGCUACUGUAGAUACAUCUUCAUAUUAGUUUAUUGGCAAGUAAAUAUAUUUGCUGGACUGAAGCUGGCUGAGCAGUUUCAUAUUUAUACAGUAGGUUCUGUAUUUAUUCUCUGUGGCACCGCUCAGAGAAGUAUUAGCCAAAGUUAUUUAUACGGCACAUUUGCUUUCAUAAAACAUCAGAGGUAGGAAACGAAGGUUGUAGGUUGUGCUGUUUUCCACAAACUGGAUAGUGCUGCAAUAGGUUUUAUAUAUGCUGCAAACAUUUUAAAAUACUGCACUUUAGAUACUUUUUUGUUGAGGUGGAUCUGGCACCUUUUCGUGUUUAGUCUUAUAAGAAGUGAAACUCUGAUCUUUUUCUUUUCAUUCAAUGUGUCAUGUUAGAGGUUUGUUCCACUGUGAAUUUUGUCUUAAAGGAAAUGCUUCAGUGAUUGUUAUACCUCCCCUGGCUUUCAAUUCAGUUGCAUUGAAAAGAAUAAUAAUAAAAUAAGAAGUUUUA